Molecule: messenger RNA, 1194 nt
Organism: Hevea brasiliensis (rubber tree)
Lineage: Eukaryota; Viridiplantae; Streptophyta; Magnoliopsida; Malpighiales; Euphorbiaceae
Product: V-type proton ATPase subunit D
Exons: 3
Coding region: 269-1054 (261 amino acids)
Cellular component (GO): vacuolar membrane; proton-transporting V-type ATPase complex
Molecular function (GO): proton-transporting ATPase activity, rotational mechanism
Source: RefSeq, a predicted model, not a curated record
CAAACAGUAGGUUUUAAUAAUUUAUCAAGUAAUUACAAUAAAAAAAAAUUAUCAAUAAUUUGCGGAACAAAUCAAUUAUGUCCUAGCAACUAGCUGACACAAAAACCAGUUUCCAUUGCCAGACGGAGAGGAGAGUUGAAUCAAGGAGAUAGAGGAGAGUUGAAUCAGCCCUUACUCUUUGCAGGUUGAUUGGUAUUUAUUCAUCAACAUAAAGGGGUUGAUCAGUACUUAUUCAUCAACGUAAAGGCACAAAAAGAUUUUCUGAAAUAUGUCAGGCCAAGGCCAGCGCUUGAAUGUAGUUCCAACUGUUACAAUGCUUGCUGUUGUUAAAGCUCGCCUUGUUGGUGCUACAAGGGGUCAUGCUCUUCUCAAGAAGAAGAGUGAUGCUUUGACUGUGCAGUUCCGUCAAAUUCUUAAGAAGAUUGUCACGACAAAAGAAUCAAUGGGAGAGAUCAUGAAAUCCUCUUCAUUUGCCCUAACUGAAGCAAAGUAUGUUGCCGGUGAAAACAUCAAGCAUGUUGUCCUUGAGAAUGUCCAAAAUGCAUCUCUUAAGGUUCGAUCUCGACAGGAGAAUGUUGCUGGUGUGAAGCUUCCUAAGUUCGAGUAUUUCACAGAUGGUGGGACCAGGAAUGACCUCACAGGAUUGGCCCGAGGUGGCCAACAGGUCCAGGCCUGCCGUGCUGCUUAUGUCAAAGCAAUUGAGCUUCUUGUUGAGCUUGCUUCACUUCAGACAUCAUUUUUAACACUUGAUGAGGCGAUCAAGACCACUAAUCGUAGGGUCAAUGCACUGGAGAACGUUGUGAAGCCAAGAUUGGAAAAUACCAUUAGUUACAUUAAAGGGGAGUUGGAUGAGCUUGAAAGGGAAGAUUUCUUCAGGUUGAAGAAGAUACAAGGUUAUAAGAAGAGGGAAAUUGAGAAACAGCUUGCUGCUGCCAAGCAGUUUGCCGAGGAACAGUUUGCAGAGAAAAUUUCUCUACAGAAGGGGAUAUCGCUAAAAUCAGCCCACAACUUGUUGUCUCCAUCAAUGGAGAAGGAUGAGGAUAUAAUUUUCUGAUGUGGAGGCUAGUUUAACUACUGUUAGUUCUUAGGAUGUAUGGCUUUGGCCUAUUGCUCGAUGAGGAUUUCUAUCAUUGUAGACGAGUUUUUAUAUUUCUUUUCAUUGUUCAAUAAAAUAUAGCUUUAUGUAUUAUUCUA